GGGGUGAGGCCCGUCUCGGGUGGGGUCAAGGAGGGUGUUUCCGACAUCUUUCUGCUCACGUCUUGCCUUGCCCGGGUGCUGCUUCUCUUUCUCUUUCCUCCCCACCCAGCUCUUUUUCUGAAGACUAGAGCUUAGUUGGAAGGAAGCUUCCUAUUCACUUUUCAGGCAGACUCGAAAAGUAUCUGGGACAUAAUCCUGCUCUUGGAGCAAAAUCGAUUUAAGAGAUUUCAGUACUCAAGACUCAGAAGUAGAACGGGAUCCGGUCCCGCCGCGACACGAUCUAUCUUUGCGCGUUGUAUUUUUAAGCGAGAUGCACGAGGCCGUGUUUUAACAACUAGAAGAUGUGGAGUGGGCUUUUACCACCAGGUGUGAAUGAAAGUGAUGUUGACUUGAGCUCUGAUGAUGGAGAUGCAGCAGAUGGUCCUGCAUCGUGCACAAAGGAUGAUAGAGAAGAGGCUGUCAAGGGAAUUCAAUUGUCUGAUUUCCAGAUAGAUGGACCUGAAAGUACUUCUGUAUCAGUGACAGAUGGAGAAAAUACAUGUCAACCAUGCCCUUCUGGAAUUUCUUUAAAUAUGUGGAAUAAAUUUCUGGAGCUGCAGAAGAAAAAAUGUGAAAUGAAAGCCCAAGCAAAUGAGAGAAAGAAGGGGAAAAAAAGAAAACGUUCCAGAAAAGAAAAACUGAAAAAGAAUGAUAAAGAAGUGACUGACAGUCAAAAAUUGACAAAUGAAGACCAGUGGAAGGAACUGACCCAGUACUUUGGGAACAAUGACAGGUUUGAACCACUUGUCAGCAAGAAAGCUCCCCAAAAGUCUGGCCUUGAAGUCAGUGUUGACAAGUCCGUGGCUGAAGGGGACAUUGAGAAAGCUGAGGAGCUGAGUGAUAGGUUAGCUGUUCGUGAGCUGGGUGUGAAAAUUGCCAAGGCUGUAGCUUGUCGCAACUUUGUAAAAGCCAAGCAGGAAGCAGAAGCUUCCCAGGAAGCUCGGAAAAAGAAGAAGCUUGCAUGGGGAUUUGAAGCUAAGAAAAGAUGGGAAACAAAAAGCAACAUGGGAUAUAUGUAGCUCUAUCUUAUUCUCAUCAGAAAACAAAGCUGUUUUUAAGGUUUCUCUUGUAUGUGGUGGAAUCUUUGCCCUUUGGUAAAGAGUAUAAAUUAAAUUUGACUAAUUAAAAUAAGUUGAUUAGUUUGAAGAA
Molecule: messenger RNA, 1188 nt
Organism: Alligator mississippiensis (American alligator)
Lineage: Eukaryota; Metazoa; Chordata; Crocodylia; Alligatoridae
Gene: FAM204A
Product: family with sequence similarity 204 member A
Exons: 8
Coding region: 342-1058 (238 amino acids)
Source: RefSeq, a predicted model, not a curated record